AUGCAUCUCAUUGACAGGAACAAGGGAACUGACGACAAGGUCGAUGCAGACUUGUGGUGUGAGGAAGAAGGACGUCGUCGGGCAUGGUGGGCCAUCUGGGAAAUGGAUGUCUUUGCCAGCGUCAUCCGUCGUUGUCCAACGGGGAUUGACUGGUCCCAAAACGAGACUUUUCUUCCCGCCGAGGAUGAAAAAUGGUAUCGCGGCCAGCCUCAAAAGAGCUGUACCCUCAGGCAGGACCUCAUUGAGAGAUACAAAUUUCUCGAAGCCUCGGGCAACAAAUCUCCCAAGGCCUGGUUUAUUGUCGUUAACUCCCUGAUGAAGGGAGCCCAGAACAUCACUAAUCCGUUUGGAGUAGACAAGGACGUACCAUCCAGAGGUCACUACAACACGAACCAGCUUCACAAUCCCGCUGAUGACAGCCGUCGGAAUUCACCUUCAUGCAAGGAGUCUCUCAAUCGGCUGCUCAUGAUUUACAACGCGCUUCAAUGCACUAGCAUGACACUUCCGCGAUAUCUGAGAUAUCGAAACCAAAAUCUCAGUUUCGGCUCUCGAGAAUUCGACCCUCAGUCAGCCCAGACCUGCCGGCUUCAACACAAUGAUAUCUACAGCAUCCACUGUAUGGUACAACUGACGAAGUUGAUGAUCUUGAAAUACUACCUCUUCGACAGCGAUCUGGGGGCCCUCUCGAAAAACGAUCCACGUCGCAGCACCGCAAUGACUCAAGCUCUAGAGCGAUAUUCCGAAGCCUUUGAUGAAAUCGUCUCUUUAGUUGGCCGGAGCUAUGAAGAACACUACAAAUAUGUCAACCCUUUCGUCGCCAACACUAUCUGGCUCGCUAGCGCCAUGCAAUUAUGGUAUCGGGAACUCGCAUCACUUGACAAGUCGGACAGAGACUUCACAAAUUCGAAGCAGGAGUUGCUAAGUGUGACAUAUAACAGAUUCGUAAGCGAAAUCCGCAAUCUCCAAUCCAAACCACAAAAGGGUAAGCGAGGCAGCCGAACCCGCAGACCAUCGGUGGCAAAGAGCAGGGCAUCCAACGCCUCUGUUGCUGGCGUGGUCACCAACGACGCGGGCUGUACAGAAACCCGAAAUACUGGGACCACAAUCCAAGUCCAGGAGGACCCGGCCAGCGUCGAGAAACGUCCUUGGCACGGGAUCCCGGAAAAAGGGAAUACUACUAGUAGAAAUGACCUCUACGAGGACAACUUGGCCCAGUAUGGUCAAAUGGAUACAAGACUGUUUGGCAAUGCUUUAGAACAGGCUCCCCUUACCAAAUCUUCAGACAGUGUGCACGCAUUUCUUGUGUCCGCAUCUACAACGAUGGCACAAGUGCCAACUAUGACCCAGGCGAUACAUACCAGCAAUGGAAUCGACACACACGGAGAUCUUGCGUUUUACCCAAGUACAAGCACGGAAGCAGAGCUGUCGCCGGACUUUUAUGUUGGAGAUUUGACAGGAGGGAAUUCUGAUCUGUCUCAUUACUUUGGUGAUAUACUGUCUGGUGGAUACAUGGCAUAG
This is a messenger RNA of Exophiala xenobiotica, 1518 nucleotides long. RefSeq lists its product as uncharacterized. The record is from RefSeq and is a predicted model, not a curated record. Gene Ontology annotation, cellular component: nucleus. The coding region runs from base 1 to 1518 and encodes 505 amino acids. The transcript is spliced from 3 exons. Gene Ontology annotation, biological process: DNA-templated transcription. Gene Ontology annotation, molecular function: DNA binding; zinc ion binding. NCBI's taxonomy places the organism in Eukaryota, Fungi, Ascomycota, Eurotiomycetes, Chaetothyriales, Herpotrichiellaceae.